GUCCAGAGCGCAGAGACGGGAAGGCUCCGGCCACGGCCCUGCGCAGCCCGCGACGGCCCCGCGCCGCGGCGCCUCCUCGCGCGUUCCCCCACCCCGGCGCGGUGGUCGGGCCCGGCGGCGACGUCACCCAUUGUUUACAAAUCAACCGGAGCCGGUAGGAUUCCGGCUCCCGCGGCUGCAGGCGCGCGGCGCGAGUGCCCGGCGGGUUGCGGCUUCCGCGUCCGCCCCGGCCCGGCCCCGGCUCUCGCACCGCGCACGGUUCCGCUGCGGCCCACCGAGCCCCGCACGCAGCCGAGCCGCCAGCAACGCCCGCAGAGCUCCGGGUGCCCGGGCGGGGGACCAUGCCGUGCCGGAGGGAGGAGGAAGAGGAAGCCGGCGAGGAAGCGGAGGGGGAGGAGGAGGAGGAGGACGACAGCUUCCUCCUGCUGGAGCAGUCGGUGACGCUGGGCGGCUCGGGCGAGGUGGACCGGCUGGUGGCCCAGAUCGGCGAGACGCUGCAGCUGGACGCGGCGCAGGACAGCCCGGCCUCCCCGUGCGCGCCCCCGGGGCCGCCGCUGCAGCCCCCGCGGCCCCCGGCGGCGGUGCGGGCGGACAAGGCCCGGUCCCCGGGGCUGCCGCUGCUUCUGUCGCCGGCGCCGGCCGAGGCGGGGGUCCCGGCGCCCCCGGGGGCCCUGCGCUGCGCCCUCGGGGAUCGCGGUCGCGUGCGGGGCCGGGCUGCGCCCUACUUUGUGGCCGAGCUCGCCGCAGGCCCCAGCGCGCUGCCCGGGCCGUGCCGGCGAGGGUGGCUGCGGGGUGCCGUCGCCUCCCGCCGCCUGCAACAGCGGCGAUGGCCCCCAGCCGGGGCGCGCGCCCGAGACGACGACCCGCACCGGCUCCUGCAGCAGCUGGUGCUCUCGGGGAACCUCAUCAAAGAGGCUGUGCGGAGGCUCCAGCGAGCCGUCGCCGCGGUUGCCGCCACCGGCCCUGCGGGCGUCCCUGGGCCCGGGGGCAGCCGCAGCGGACCCGACCCCGUCGCCCUGCAGCCCUCUGGCGCCUUGCACUGACCCUGGGCCCCUGGAGGAGGAAGAGGAGGUCGCUGCGGAGACCCAACAGCGUCCUGCCCUCACCAACCCUGAGCUGAAGCCUUCGUCGCUGUCCUGGGAGCGACCGCCUAGGCUGCGGGGAGGCGCGUGGGAAGAGACCUCAAGUCGAGAAGUUAUCGGCCCUGGCUAGGCUGUCGGAGGAAACUUGAGCGUGGAGAAACGCAUCGGCGAGGGUGCAUCCGUGCCGCGUGAGAAUUUCCCCGGCUACCUCGGGGCCAUGGACCUGGAAUAAACUGGGAGAACUAUGGCAGCUACUUGCAUCCACUUGUACCUGACCUAACCCUUCGGGGCGUCGUGUGCUUGGAUUGUUUAAAGAUAGGACUCCAAGGGACGGGAAUCACAUGGGCUUUAUAACAAUACUUGAAAACUAAUGACACGAAUACAUUUCCUUUAUUUUCCGGUGGAAGAGCUUAGUGAAAAUGGUGCUACAAUUGCUGUGCAAAGAAAUCCCGGAGGGCAGAAGAAUGUAAAAGCUUGUGGGGGGGGGGGGGGGGGGGUUGGCAUCGCCCCCUUUCUCCCAGCUAAGCGGCAGCUGGUGGAGGUGGGAGAUGUGAACUCCAGUUAGGGGGUUGGAGGGAGGUGGAAAAUUUUGAAGGUGGGUAGAAUUGGAGUUCAAUGUGGACUUUUAAAUGACUUGACCUUUCCACCUGUGGUUCAAGGUCACGGUCUGCUGUCGGUGGGAGGCUGUGGGGUUCCUGGGAGAGCUAACUCACCCCUGUAUCGUUUCCUUCUCUUGUUCUAAGAAGAACCGGUCUGUGCUUGGCUACCUCUUGGAGUCUCCCGAGGACAGAGGCGGAGAGGGACGUGUGGGGAGAGUUAUUUGUUUUUUCUGUGCUUUUCUCUUUCCGGAACUCCUCUUCCUCCUCCGUUGAGGCCACUGUUGGCCCUGCCAUGAGCUUUCUCAGAAAGUCACAAACCAUCCCUUCAGUCUCUCUCCUGUCGUCCCAGCUCGCCUUUCUUAUUCCACCCUUUCUGGUGUCUCCCCUCGAUGGAUGAGACCCUGGAUGUUGUUCUGCUCCCGUUCUGGCCCUCUGCAGCCGUGGUUCUGAGCCUCAGUGGGUCGUCACCCCUCCUGCUACCAGCUCUUCUUUGUGAGUGACUGAAACCAUUUUUAAAAUGUGACUCUCCGGGAGGAGAAACCGCUGGCUUUACCCUUCUGAAACUUGACGGCGCUUUAAGUAAGGUGCCACCCCCAAACUUUUAAGGUAGCUAAACAAAUUUUUUUAAAAAGAUUCAAUGGCUUGUUCAUCCUCCAGAUGUAGCUAUUGACGUACACUUCGCACCGGAGUGUCUGAAAUUGUGGUGGUCCUGAUUUAUAGGAUUUCUUAAUUAAAAUAUCAGCUGAAUAAAUUUGGUUUUUGUUUUGGA
Molecule: messenger RNA, 2450 nt
Organism: Equus quagga
Lineage: Eukaryota; Metazoa; Chordata; Mammalia; Perissodactyla; Equidae
Gene: FRAT2
Product: FRAT regulator of WNT signaling pathway 2
Exons: 1
Coding region: 342-1043 (233 amino acids)
Cellular component (GO): cytoplasm
Source: RefSeq, a predicted model, not a curated record